CCCCGAAGAAGCCGCUUGCUGCCGCCGCCGCCGCCGCCGCUCCCGCUGCUGCUGCUGCUGCUGCUGCUGCUGCUGCUGCAGAGUUGCGCGAACUAGUCAUGGUGCUGUGGGAGUCCCCGCGGCAGUGCAGCAGCUGGACACUUUGCGAGGGCUUUUGCUGGCUGCUGCUGCUGCCCGUGAUGCUUUUCAUCGUAGCCCGUCCCGUGAAGCUCGCUGCUUUCCCUACCUCCUUAAGUGACUGCCAGACGCCCACCGGCUGGAACUGCUCUGGUUAUGAUGACAGAGAAAAUGAUCUCUUCCUCUGUGACACCAACACCUGUAAAUUUGAUGGGGAAUGUUUAAGAAUCGGAGACACUGUGACUUGUGUCUGUCAGUUCAAGUGCAACAGUGACUAUGUGCCUGUGUGUGGCUCCAAUGGGGAGAGCUACCAGAAUGAGUGCUACCUGCGCCAGGCUGCCUGCAAACAGCAGAGUGAGAUUCUUGUGGUCUCUGAAGGAUCCUGUGCCGCAGAUGCAGGAUCGGGGUCUGGAGAUGGAGUUCAUGAGGGCUCUGGAGAAACCAGUCAAAAGGAGACAUCCACCUGUGACAUUUGCCAGUUUGGUGCGGAAUGUGAUGAAGAUGCUGAAGAUGUCUGGUGUGUCUGCAACAUUGACUGUUCUCAAACCAACUUCAAUCCCCUCUGUGCUUCUGAUGGGAAAUCUUAUGAUAAUGCAUGUCAAAUCAAAGAAGCAUCGUGUCAGAAACAGGAGAAAAUUGAAGUCAUGUCUUUGGGUCGAUGUCAAGACAACACAACUACAACUACUAAAUCUGAAGAUGGGCAUUAUGCGAGAACGGAUUACGCAGAGAAUGCUAACAAGUUAGAAGAAAGUGCCAGAGAACACCACAUACCUUGUCCAGAGCAUUACAAUGGUUUCUGCAUGCAUGGGAAGUGUGAACAUUCCAUCAAUAUGCAGGAGCCGUCUUGCAGAUGUGAUGCUGGUUAUACUGGGCAGCACUGUGAAAAAAAAGACUACAGUGUUCUGUAUGUUGUUCCCGGUCCUGUACGAUUUCAGUAUGUCUUAAUAGCCGCUGUGAUUGGAACAAUUCAGAUUGCCGUCAUCUGCGUGGUAGUCCUCUGCAUCACAAGGAAAUGCCCCCGAAGCAACAGAAUUCACAGGCAGAAGCAAAAUACAGGGCACUACAGUUCAGACAACACAACAAGAGCAUCCACGAGGCUAAUCUAAAGGGAGCAUGUUGCACAGUGGCCGGACUACCGACAGUGUGGACUACAUAAUUCAGUAUUAUAGACAAAAAAGUAAGACGAGAUCUACACAUGUUGCCUUGCAUUUGUGGUAAUCUACACCAAUGAAAACAUGUACUACAGCUAUAUUUGAUUAUGUAUGGAUAUAUUUGAAAUAGUAUACAUUGUCUUGAUGUUUUUCUGUAAUGUAAAUAAACUAUUUAUAUCACACAA
This is a messenger RNA of Jaculus jaculus (lesser Egyptian jerboa), 1453 nucleotides long. It is a transcript of the gene Tmeff2, whose product is annotated as transmembrane protein with EGF like and two follistatin like domains 2. Gene Ontology annotation, molecular function: protein binding. Lineage: Eukaryota; Metazoa; Chordata; Mammalia; Rodentia; Dipodidae. The coding region runs from base 99 to 1223 and encodes 374 amino acids. The record is from RefSeq and is a predicted model, not a curated record. The transcript is spliced from 10 exons.